Molecule: messenger RNA, 762 nt
Organism: Acanthosepion pharaonis
Lineage: Eukaryota; Metazoa; Mollusca; Cephalopoda; Sepiida; Sepiidae
Source: the annotation of a GenBank genome assembly
AUGGCCGAUUUCUUCCUUGCGCUUCUUUCUUUCUUUCUUUUCUUUCUUUUCUUUCUUCCUUUCUUUCAAUCUUUUCGCUUGACUUCACCAUUUUCUUUCUUUCUUUCUUUCUUUCUUUCUUUCUUUUUCUUUUUGUAUUCUUUCUUUCCUUUUUUCUUUCUUUCAUUCUUCCCUUUCUUUCUUGCUUUCUUUAUUUAUUUAUUUAUUGAUUUCUUCUUUUUUUCUUUCUUUUUUCUUUCUUUUCUUUUCGUUUCUUUUUUUCUUUCUUGCUUUAUUUAUUUAUUUAUUCUUUUUUCUUUCUUCCUUCUUUCUUUCUUUUUCUUUCUUGCAUGUUUUCUUUGUUUCAUCUUUUCUUUCUUUUUCUUUCUCGCAUUCUUUCUCUCGUUGUUCUUUCUGUUUUUCUUUAUUCAUUUCUUUUUUUCUUUCUUUAUUUUCCUUUCUUUUCUUUUUUGCUUUAUUUUCUUCCUUGCUUCCUUCCUUUAUUUAUUUAUUCAUUUCUUUUUUCUUUCUUUUCCUUCUUUCUUUCUUUCUUUAUUUCUUCUUUUCUUUUUCUUUUUUUUCUUUCUUUAUUUCCUUUCUUUCUUCCUUUCUUUCAAUCUUUUUACUUACUUUUUAUUUCCCGCUUCCAUUCUUUCUUUCUUUCUUUCUUUCUUUCUUUUUUUCUUUCGUUCUUUCUUUUUUCUUUCAAUCUUUCUUUCUUUCUUUUUUCUAUCAAUCUUUCUUUCUUUCUUUUCUUUCUUUCUUUCAAUCUUUCUUUUUUAA